AUGUAUAACACUAAUACCGAUAUCUGGCUUGCUGGAGCAAUAGCUGCUUUCACAGUCGACUUUGUCGUUUACCCUCUCGACACUCUCAAGACUCGCAUCCAGUCACCAAGAUAUAAGGAGUUAUAUACCGAUGCUGCUACGGGAGCGAUUCAUCGAAGAUCACUCUUUCGAGGGCUGUAUCAGGGGAUAUGGAGUAUUGUUAUAGCUACGAUACCUUCUUCAGGAGCAUUUUUCACCACAUACGAAGGCAUAAAACACAUCCUGAACUCAGCAGCCACAAGGAACUCCAGUGAUUCCACCACCACUGGUGGUAAUCUCUUACCAUUCAAACACUCCCUCCCAGCACCAGUCAUAAACAGCAUCGCCUCUUCAAUCGCAGAAUGCGUAUCAUGUUUCAUCCUCACGCCAGCCGAAGUCCUGAAACAGAAUGCGCAGAUGGUCACAUCGACAGACCGCCGGACGUCCUCAGCAACAGGAACAAUGAAAUAUCCGACAAUGCAGGUUCUAUCAACAUUUCGAGCGAAUCCCAUUCGUCUCUGGCGCGGAUAUGGGACGCUUGUUGCGAGAAAUUUGCCGUUUACAGCUAUGCAGCUCCCGCUUUUUGAGUAUCUGAGGGAACGAAUGCAAAGUAGAUGGCGGCGGCAGCAGCAGGAGAAGGAUAAGGCGCAAACUGUCUCGGAGAGAACGUUGAUUACCGCGUUAUCAGCUGGAUUAGCAGGCUGCGUUGCGGCGAUUAUCACCACACCGAUUGAUGUCAUCAAGACGAGGGUUAUGCUUGCAGCGGCUGGGGAUGGGGAGCAGCAUGCCUCUGCUGGUUCUGGCACUUCAUCAACUUCGCCGUCUAGGAGUAGAAGUGCGUUUACUGUUGGAAAGGAGAUCUACCAAAAAGAAGGGAUGCGUGGCUUGUUCAAAGGGGGUUUUUUGAGAGCAGGGUGGACGGCACUGGGAUUCGGACUAUAUUUAAGUGCCUAUGAAACUGGACGAAUGUACUUUGAGAAGAGGAGAAAAGAGAAAGAUAAGGAGGGUGCUCGUUGA
Messenger RNA from Talaromyces marneffei, 1035 nucleotides. RefSeq lists its product as uncharacterized. The record is from RefSeq and is a predicted model, not a curated record. NCBI's taxonomy places the organism in Eukaryota, Fungi, Ascomycota, Eurotiomycetes, Eurotiales, Trichocomaceae. Gene Ontology annotation, molecular function: S-adenosyl-L-methionine transmembrane transporter activity. Gene Ontology annotation, cellular component: mitochondrial inner membrane. The transcript has 3 exons. Bases 1 to 1035 code for a protein of 344 amino acids.